GCGGUGCCGAUCCGCAGAGCCCUUGCCGAGCCCCCCGUAGUCAUGAGCUCGUACGGCUACGACCCGUUCUUCCCCUCCUACAAGCGGCGCUAUGCCGACAGCCCGCGGCUGCACGUCUCCGCGAUGCGGAGCGGCGGUUACAGCUCGGCGCGCUCGGCGUAUUCCAGCCUCUCCGCGCCCGUCUCCUCCGUGUCGGUGCGCCGCAGCUACGCCGCCUCCAGCGCUUCGGGUUCCCUCCUGCACUCCGUGGACAGCCUCGACCUGAGCCAGGUGGCCGCUAUCAGCAACGACCUCAAGUCGAUCCGCAGCCAGGAGCGGGCCCAGCUGCAGGACCUGAAUGACCGCUUCGCCUGCUUCAUCGAGCGGGUGCACGAGCUGGAGCAGCAGAACAAAGUGCUGGAGGCGGAGCUGCUGGUGCUGCGGCAGAAGCAUGCCGAGCCGUCCCGCUUCAGAGCCCUCUACGAGCAGGAGAUUCGCGAGCUGCGCUUGGCCGCCGAGGAGGCGACGAGCGAGAAGCAGGCGCUGCAGGGCGAGAGGGAGAGCCUGGAGGAGACCCUGAGGGGGCUGCAGGCUCGCUACGAAGAGGAGGUGCUGAGCCGCGAGGACGCCGAGGCCCGGCUGCUGGAGGUGCGCAAAGGGGCGGACGAGGCGGCGCUGGCGCGGGCGGAGCUGGAGAAGCGCGUGGACAGCCUGCUGGACGAGCUGGCCUUCCUGAAGAAGGUGCACGAGGAGGAGCUGGCCGAGCUGCAGGCUCAGAUCCAGUACGCGCACCUGUCGGUGGAGAUGGACGUGUCGGCCAAACCCGACCUGUCGGCCGCGCUGCGCGACAUCCGCGCACAGUACGAGAAGCUGGCGGCGCGCAACAUGCAGAACGCCGAGGAAUGGUUCCGCAGCCGCUUCACCGUGCUCAGCGAAAGCGCCGCCAAGAACACCGACGCCGUCCGCGCCGCGAAGGACGAGGUGUCCGAGAGCCGCCGGCUGCUCAAGGCCAAGACGCUGGAGAUCGAGGCCACCCGCGGCAUGAACGAGGCGCUGGAGAAGCAGCUGCAGGAGCUGGAGGAGAAACAGAGCGCCGACAUCUCCGCGCUGCAGGAUACAAUCAACAAACUAGAGAAUGAAUUGAGAACCACAAAGAGUGAAAUGGCUCGGUACCUAAAGGAAUACCAGGAUCUGCUCAAUGUGAAAAUGGCCCUGGACAUUGAGAUUGCUGCAUACAGGAAACUGCUGGAAGGUGAAGAGACCCGACUCAGUUUCACCAGUGUUGGAAGCAUCACCAGUGGCUACACCCAGACUGCCCCCACCUUUGGCAGGUCUGCCUACAGCGGGCUGCAGUCCACCUCCUACUUGAUGACAACCCGUUCCUUCCCCACAUACUACUCCAGUCAUGUCCAGGAAGAACAGAUUGAAAUAGAGGAAACAAUUGAGGCUGCUAAAGCAGGAGAAGCCAAGGCAGCCCCUGCAGAGGAAGGUGAGGAGGAAGAGAAAGAAGAAGGUGAGGAGGAAGAAGCAGGAGGUGAAGAGGCUGAAGAAGAGGAGGAAGGUGCUAAGGAAGAAUCAGAAGAAGGCAAAGAAGGUGAGGAGGAGGAAGGAGAAGAAACAGCAGCUGAAGAUGGAGAGGAGUCUCAAGAAACUGCUGAGGAAACUGGAGAGGAGGAGAAGGAAGAGAAAGAAGCAGCAGGAAAGGAAGAAACUGAAGUGAAGAAAAAGGCUUGAAUUCCAGGCAGCCUGGCUCUCAUCAAGUUAAACUAUGAUUGACUGAGCUAAAAUUGCAGUCUCACAUAUUUAUUUCAGUGACCACUGAGGUUUAAAGUUAAUGAUCUAUGAUGUUUCUCUCUAUGUGGAGUAUCAGUAUGCUGCUUGCAGAGCACUCACUGGCUUGCUCCCUGAGUGCUGCAUGGUCUACACGUAUGAAUUCAGGGGUUAUGUCCUACUUGGGUGAUUCAGAAUCAUUACAUUAAAAAAGGGGGGCAAAAAAUAAGUCAUGGGAAUGAAAGUUAUCUCUAACGUGCAUUAAAAAUAACUAUGGAAACCUUGGGUGGGUAAAAUAAUGGAGGCUUCAAUAAGUACGUGCAAUAAAGCUAGUCAAUAAAGUUACAAAAAUGCUUA
Molecule: messenger RNA, 2106 nt
Organism: Lagopus muta (rock ptarmigan)
Lineage: Eukaryota; Metazoa; Chordata; Aves; Galliformes; Phasianidae
Gene: NEFL
Product: neurofilament light chain
Exons: 4
Coding region: 43-1713 (556 amino acids)
Biological process (GO): neurofilament bundle assembly
Cellular component (GO): axon; intermediate filament; cytoplasm
Molecular function (GO): structural constituent of postsynaptic intermediate filament cytoskeleton
Source: RefSeq, a predicted model, not a curated record